AUGACUGUUACGCGGGUGGCGGAGUCCCGCACAGAAUUUAAAUUAAAGAGUCUACCCGAGGACGCUAUAUCGAGUGUAAAGUUUGCCCCGAAAUCCAAUCAAUUCCUACUAGUAUCGUCCUGGGAUUGUUCCGUCAGGUUAUAUGACGUGUCAGCUAACGUUGAGCGGCAUAAAUAUAGUCAUGAACUUCCUGUACUUGAUGUGUGCUUCAGGGAUGCUGUACAUUCCUACAGCGGGGGCUUAGACCAAACAUUGAAAAUGUAUGAUUUGAAUGCCACCACCGAAAGUGUUUUAGGGGACCACAAGGGUGCAAUAAGAUGCGUAGAGUUUGCGAAUGAAGUCAAUGCAGUACUGACUGGAAGCUGGGAUGGCACUAUUAAGAUGUGGGAUAGUAGGGUUCCAAACUGUGUCGGAACUUACAAUCAAGGCAAUGAAAGGGUAUACACAAUGAGUAUUGUCGGUGAAAAGUUUGUAGUCGGCACUUCUGGACGUAAAAUUUUUGUAUGGGAUGUAAGAAAUAUGGGCCACGUCAAUCAGAGACGAGAAUCGUCCCUCAAGUACCAAACUCGAUGUAUUCGUGUGUUUCCUAACAAACAAGGUUACGUCUUAAGCUCAAUAGAAGGUCGUGUCGCUGUGGAGUAUUUGGACAGCAACCCUGAGGUGCAGAAAAAGAAAUAUGCUUUCAAGUGUCACCGAAUUAAAGAUGGAGGUUUGGAGAAAAUUUAUCCAGUAAACGCAAUAAGUUUUCAUUCCGUGUACAACACCUUUGCCACGGGCGGUUCCGACGGAUACGUUAACAUUUGGGAUGGAUUCAACAAAAAGAGACUGUGUCAAUUUCACAGGUACAACACGGCGGUGUCGUCGCUGAGUUUCUCCCACGACGGUUCGGCGCUGGCGAUCGCCUGCUCGCAGCUCGACGAGACUCAAGUCGACGAACCGAAGCCCGAGGACACCAUCUACAUCCGAUAUGUGACCGAUCAAGAAACGAAACCCAAAUGAGUGGCGGGCGCCCGGUAGCCUGUGGCUUUAUAGUUGUAGCGACAUUUGAGACAUUCUGACUUUAUGAUAAUUUUUACCAUUUAGACUGAGUGGAUUUUGAGAUUCUGUUAAUAAUAUUUACUUCAAAUAAUAUUUUGUAUCAGAUCACUGAUAAUUUGUAUAAUCUUUCAAAGAUUAACAGUUGUUUUACGACGAACGUCAAGAUAAUAAAUAUAUUAAACAUUAAGGAAACAGUCCAAGAUAGUAGUUUACUAGAAAUUAAGUGUGAAAGUAGGGUGAUUUAAUUUCAGGCAUGAUAAAUAAAAAAAACCGAAGUCCAGUCAUUGUCACAUAGUUCUAUUAUCGAUAAAAAAAAUCAAGCGUUAUCUAUUUCUCAACAAAUAUUAAUUUAUAAAAAUGGACAGAAAUUGUGACUUGCAAAACGAUGCUACUUUGUGCUUUUUACAUAAAUCAUUGUUUUAAAACCUAGCUUAUGUAUAUAUAAUUGAAACGCUCUAGUUCCUAGCUAAUGUAGCCGAAAGUAAGAACUGUUUUCUUGAUAUUUGAUGUUCUGACUAAUCUUAACACGAAUGUCCUAUAAAGCCACAAUCGGGAUAGUGGAAUGAAAGAGAAAGUAAGAAAUUGAGUGAUUUAGAUUUAAGUGAUGAAUACUUGAAAUAAAUAAUAAGUUUUUA
Melitaea cinxia (Glanville fritillary) is the source of this 1673-nucleotide messenger RNA. RefSeq names its product mitotic checkpoint protein BUB3 (gene Bub3). The transcript is spliced from 5 exons. NCBI's taxonomy places the organism in Eukaryota, Metazoa, Arthropoda, Insecta, Lepidoptera, Nymphalidae. The record is from RefSeq and is a predicted model, not a curated record. Gene Ontology annotation, cellular component: mitotic checkpoint complex; kinetochore; bub1-bub3 complex. The coding region runs from base 1 to 999 and encodes 332 amino acids. Gene Ontology annotation, molecular function: ubiquitin binding. Gene Ontology annotation, biological process: mitotic spindle assembly checkpoint signaling.